GAUGACAGGACACUAGUUUUCAGUCCAGCGAAGCGGGUUCUGUCAUGAAAUCUUGCCUUUAUUGACACUGGAGCUGGAAUCGUCACAUUUCAAUAUUUUUAAGACUUUUCCUGUUAUUUAUAAGGACUUUGCUUAUUGGUCCAUAAACUGCCAUCUGGAAAAGUUUGGAAAACGACUUUACCCGUUGUGUUUUAGUGGAGGGGCGCAGGGGAAAAUCCCGGUGUGCUGAGAAAAGUCUGCAGCCAUGGGAAACCGGGGGAUGGAGGACCUGAUCCCCCUGAUCAACAAGCUCCAGGACGCCUUCAGCUCCAUCGGGCAGAGCUGUAACCUGGACCUGCCUCAGAUAGCGGUGGUGGGCGGCCAGAGUGCGGGGAAGAGCUCCGUACUGGAAAACUUCGUUGGAAGAGACUUUUUGCCCCGAGGAUCUGGUAUUGUCACACGUCGCCCUCUCAUCCUGCAGCUGGUCAACAGUAAAGCAGAGUAUGCAGAGUUUUUGCACUGUAAAGGCCGAAAGUUUGUGGAUUUCGAUGAGGUCCGUCUUGAGAUCGAGGCUGAGACGGAUCGUAUCACAGGAUCAAACAAAGGCAUCUCUCCCAUCCCCAUAAACCUCCGAGUGUACUCCCCACAUGUCUUGAACCUGACCCUCAUCGACCUCCCGGGGAUGACUAAGGUGGCCGUUGGGGAUCAGCCUGUGGACAUAGAGCACCAGAUCCGAGACAUGCUAAUGCAAUUUAUCACCAAGGAGAGCUGCCUUAUCCUGGCAGUGACCCCCGCCAACACUGACCUGGCAAACUCAGAUGCGCUGAAAAUCUCCAAAGAGGUCGACCCUCAAGGGCUGCGAACCAUUGGAGUGAUCACUAAACUGGACUUGAUGGAUGAAGGGACAGAUGCGCGGGACAUCCUGGAAAACAAACUGUUGCCCCUACGCAGAGGCUACAUUGGAGUUGUGAACCGCAGUCAGAAGGACAUUGAUGGAAAGAAAGACAUUGGCGCUGCUUUGGCCGCUGAGAGGAAGUUCUUCCUGUCUCAUCCAGCCUACAGACACAUAGCUGAGCGAAUGGGCACACCUCAUCUCCAGAAGUCACUCAACCAGCAACUCACCAACCACAUUCGAGACACUUUACCCGGGCUGCGUAGUAAGCUCCAAAGCCAGCUCCUGUCUCUGGAGAAAGAGGUUGAAGAAUACAAGAACUUUAGACCGGAUGAUCCAACACGCAAGACCAAGGCUUUACUGCAGAUGGUGCAGCAGUUUGGGGUGGACUUUGAGAAGUGCAUUGAAGGGUCCGGUGAUCAGGUGGAUACAUCAAAUCUGUCUGGGGGAGCAAAGAUCAAUCGCAUCUUCCAUGAACGUUUCCCUUUUGAACUUGUGAAGAUGGAGUUUGAUGAGAAGGAGUUAAGGAAAGAGAUCAGUUACGCCAUCAAAAACAUCCACGGCGUGAGGACAGGCCUGUUCACCCCUGACCUUGCAUUUGAAGCCAUAGUGAAAAAGCAGAUCAUAAAGCUGAAAGAGCCCUGUGUGAAAUGCAUCGACUUGGUCAUCCAGGAGCUCAUCAACACAGUCAGACAAUGCACCAAUAAGCUCGGCUCAUACCCUCGACUGCGAGAGGAGACAGAGCGCAUCGUCACCACCUACAUCCGUGAGAGGGACAGCAAGACCAAAGACCAGGUGCUGUUGCUGAUUGACAUUGAGCUCUCCUACAUCAACACAAACCAUGAGGACUUUAUUGGAUUUGCCAAUGCUCAACAAAGAACAGCGGCCAAUGCCACGAAGAAGAGAGUGAUGCCAAACCAGGUGAUCCGUCGAGGCUGGCUCACCAUCAACAUCAGUAUUAUGAAGGGAGGGUCCAAGGAUUACUGGUUUGUUCUGACCGCAGAGUCUCUUUCCUGGUACAAAGAUGAAGAGGAGAAAGAAAAGAAGUACAUGCUACCCUUGGACAAUUUAAAGCUGAGAGAUGUGGAGAAAGGCUUUAUGUCCAGCAAGCACGUCUUUGCUAUUUUUAACACCGAACAGCGAAAUGUGUACAAGGACCUGCGGCAGAUCGAACUGGCCUGUGACACUCAAGAUGACGUGGACAGUUGGAAGGCCUCAUUUCUCAGGGCCGGAGUUUACCCAGAGAAAGACCAGUCUGAAAAUGAGGAGACUAUCACGCCCGGGGACACUGUAUCGAUGGACCCUCAGCUCGAGCGACAGGUGGAGACCAUCCGGAACCUGGUGGACUCCUACAUCGGCAUCGUCAACAAGUCAAUUAGAGACCUGAUGCCCAAGACUAUAAUGCACCUUAUGAUCAACAGUGCAAAGGACUUCAUCCACUCAGAGCUGUUGGCGUACCUUUACUCGGCCGGGGACCAGGGCAGUCUGAUGGAGGAGUCAGCAGAGCAGGCUCAGAGGAGAGAUGAGAUGCUGAGGAUGUACCACGCCCUGAAGGAGGCACUGGUCAUUAUUGGGGACAUCAGUGCCACCACCAUCUCCACACCUGUCCCUCCACCUGUCGAUGACACCUGGCUCGCCAAGGACCCAAGUCCACCUCCAGCAGCUAGACCCACAGCUGCAGCGACAGGACCCCCUCCGAGUCGACCGAGAGGCCCGGCUCCUGGGACUCAGCCUCCUCUGAACCCCUCUCCGGCAUUUGGAGGUCCACCAGUGCCCUCCCGCCCUGGACCACCGCCUGCCCAGCCCACUUACUCCGACCCCAACUCCGGACAGGUGCCACUGAUCCCAUCUAGACCGGCCCGUGUACCACCUGGUCUGCCUCCCGGAAUCCCCAGCAGACGACCCCCAGCUGCUCCCAACCGGCCCACUGUCAUUCGUCCCUCAGAGCCCUCCCUGCUCGACUAGAGACACAGAUCCUAUAACACACCUGGUUUACAUUUUGUAUGUAAUAGGACAUAGGUGAACCUAGUAUAAAACUGUACCUAAGUGACAUUUUGCAUGAUGUGCUGUCUGUGCAUUUAAGAAACAUUAUGUAUGUAAUUUUGUCUGUAUGUGUAGAUAGCUUUUUUAACAAAAAGGGAACUUUAUUGGAUAAA
Molecule: messenger RNA, 3027 nt
Organism: Periophthalmus magnuspinnatus
Lineage: Eukaryota; Metazoa; Chordata; Actinopteri; Gobiiformes; Gobiidae
Product: dynamin-2-like
Exons: 20
Coding region: 245-2836 (863 amino acids)
Cellular component (GO): cytoplasm; microtubule; membrane
Molecular function (GO): GTPase activity; GTP binding; microtubule binding
Source: RefSeq, a predicted model, not a curated record